Molecule: messenger RNA, 750 nt
Organism: Exophiala oligosperma
Lineage: Eukaryota; Fungi; Ascomycota; Eurotiomycetes; Chaetothyriales; Herpotrichiellaceae
Exons: 2
Coding region: 1-750 (249 amino acids)
Source: RefSeq, a predicted model, not a curated record
AUGAUGUUCAGCAUGACAAAGGGCAAGAUGAGAGGUGUCAAUCUCAUUCUCUCGGUCAUUGUCAUCUUUGGUCUGCUCUCUGCUCUGCUCAACGCAGCUCCGGUCCCGGACGACGAUGACGCCUCCAUGCAGACAUUCGAACUCGACAACGGCGGAGGAGCAGCAGCUGCUGCUGCACCCAACUUCUUCUUCUCACCCGUCGCCGCCGCCGUUACUGGCGUUGUUGAUGCUGUCGGAAUCCUUGCCAAUCACCCCAACUCGUCACCUCGAGUUUGGAAACUAGGAACCAUGAACGACCACGACCACCCAGAUCAUCCUGCUCCCGCCGCCUCCUCUCAAACCCAUGAUCAUGAUCAUCAUCAUCAUCAUCCCGACUUCGAGUCACCCCUGGGACACCCCUACCACAAUGACAACGACACCCACGAUUCAGCAACGGAUCAACUUCACCAACUGGACCGCCGUCACAGCUUCGCCCUCAAUUGUCAAGACGACAGAUCCUACACCAACGCCUGCACGAGGAAGGGGUACUCUUGCAACUCGCUCGGCCGACUCAUCACCCGCGGUCGCGACUCCUGGUGCGACUCCAAAUGCCGCUGCGUCAACCUGAGUCCCAAAUCGUGCCUGAACCAGCUGGCAGUCUACAUUGACUGUUACUUGAAGGGGGAGAACAUCAUGGGAGCCGAUGGUACCGUCAUUGGUAACCUUUACGCGGCCGAGGACCUUGGUAAUGACACUCUUGUCUUGCACUAA